AUGGUGCUUGUUUACGAGCUCAUGACUAACAGAAGCUUACAAGAUUGCUUGUUUCAUCGCAAGUCUCCGGAGCUAAAGGAGUGGAAAAAGCGGCUGUCGGUUGCAAUUGAUAUCGCUAAAGCUAGGUUAAAACCAGAAGACGAAUGUCGAGUUGACUUGAAUAUUAAGAUCGAGGAAGGGAAAAAGGUAGGUAAUUCAAUAAUCGAGGAUAACGGAUCAGUCUUCGAGGAGACUGAGAGUCUGGCAACCACCACAAUCUGUGAAGAGCUUAGUAUAGUUCCGGAUCAGUCACCUGAAAGUUUUGUUACAACUCCGAUUGCUGAGACAUCACCAGAGACGUUCAUCUAA
Lactuca saligna is the source of this 348-nucleotide messenger RNA. The record is from the annotation of a GenBank genome assembly. Lineage: Eukaryota; Viridiplantae; Streptophyta; Magnoliopsida; Asterales; Asteraceae.